UUGUUUGUAUUAUAUUUUGUAGUAUUAAAUUUAAAGGUUCCAGAUAAACUACUUUACCGCUCUCCAAAAUGUGUAAAUUAAAAUAAUAAUAAAUACAAAUUUUGGCUCAGUUAAAAAAGUGCUCUGCUUGGGAAUAUUAUAGAUUUUAUUAACUAUCAAAAAUGGGUCAGGACUACAAAAUUAAAGGUCCGGUUGUUGGAGCCCGUCAUCUUCAGGCUGUCCUAAUCAACUUAGCUAUGUUAACUUGCUAUUUACAAAGAGUAAAUAUUUCUUUGUCAGUAAUUGCUAUGACCGAUUCAAAAACAACCAAUCCUGAUUUUCCUGAAUACGAUUGGGAUGAGAAGCAAAGAUCUUACAUUAUUAGCAGUUUCUUUUGGGGCUAUAUUGUAACACAAUUUCCCGGUGGAUUUAUGGCACGAAAAUUUGGCGUCAAAAUUACAAUCUUUACAGCAAUGUUUGGAUCUUCAUUAUUCAAUCUACUGAUACCAUUUUGUGUACCUUGGGGUCAAUGGCAAGUUUACUGUGCCAUUCGAGUUAUACAAGGUCUAUUUCAAGGCUUGGUCUUUCCAAGUGCUCAUACUCAUUUGGCUAUGUGGUCUCCUCCUGAGGAACGAACUUUUUUGGGUGGACUUUGUCAUCUUGGUGUUGAGACUGGUACAAUUCUAGCCAUGGUUCUAACAGGGAUUAUAGCUGCAUCAGAUAUCGGAUGGCCAGGAAUAUCAUAUGUUUAUGGAGGAACCGGGAUUGUAUUUUGUGUUUUAUGGUUCAUUUUUGCUGAAAAUAGUCCAACGAAUGCUCGAUUUAUAACUUCAGGAGAGAGGAAUUACAUCCUCAAUUCUCAAGGCUGUAUUGAAGGUGAAACAAAAGCGAAUAGUCCAAUUCCAUGGAAGUCAAUUUUCACAUCGGUUCCAUUUAUUUCGCUGCUUCUUGUCCGAAUUGGUCAUAAUUGGGGUUCAUCUACAACACAAAGUCAAAUUCCAAUAUAUCUUCAUGGAGUUCUAAAUAUGAACAUUCUCUCUAAUUCCUUCUAUUCGUCACUUCCUCAUAUAGCCACUUGGGUUUUAUCGUUUGUAUACUUCACAGCUGCUGAGGUAGUGUUGAAGAAUAAAUGGGCAUCUUUGUCUGUGGUUCGUAAAACCAUAAACACUAUUGCUUUGUGGGGUCCAGCGGCCAUGUUAAUUGCUGUUGGAUUUUUGGAAUCGGAUCAAAAAGUAUUAGCCAUAACGUUGUUAACUUUAAAUGAAGGUCUCAAUGGAGGACAUACAGUUGGAAGUUUGUUGAAUUUAAUUGAUUUGUCACCAAAUCAUACAGCUGUUUUGACAGCAGUGCUAAAUUGUAUUACAAAUACUGUUCCAAUGAUAACUCCACUUGUUGUUGGAAUGAUUGUUUAUGAUGAGACUCAACGAACACUUUGGCAAAUAGUUUUCAUUAUUGCUGCAGGAUUUUUCUUUUUUGGAAAUUUACAAUACCUUUUCUUUGGAUCAACGGAUGCUCAACCUUGGAAUUAUGCAGAAGUUAUACACAAAAAUGAGAGUGAACAAAAACGAAAUUCGGAAGUUAGCAGAAAUGAGAAGAAAUUAAUACUCGUGUUAUAGUUUAAUUGUAAAAUAUUAAGAGUUUAAAAAAAAAAACAUUAAAGUUUUAAAAAAGAGAUUUAAAUUGCAUAAUUUUUGUUUGCUUUUUUUUUAUUAAAAACUAGUGAUUUCAAAAAAUGUUUAUGUGACUUAAAUAUACCUGCAUACUUUUAUUCUUUAGAAAAAAUAUUACGCUUUAAGAUAGUUUAUUUUUUGUAAGCUUACACAAAAUUUAACAAAAUGAAAAAAUAAAACCGAAAUUAA
This is a messenger RNA of Episyrphus balteatus (marmalade hoverfly), 1838 nucleotides long. RefSeq names its product putative inorganic phosphate cotransporter. The record is from RefSeq and is a predicted model, not a curated record. The coding region runs from base 162 to 1595 and encodes 477 amino acids. Gene Ontology annotation, biological process: transmembrane transport; monoatomic anion transport. NCBI's taxonomy places the organism in Eukaryota, Metazoa, Arthropoda, Insecta, Diptera, Syrphidae. The transcript is spliced from 4 exons. Gene Ontology annotation, molecular function: transmembrane transporter activity. Gene Ontology annotation, cellular component: plasma membrane.